This is a messenger RNA of Humulus lupulus (European hop), 1909 nucleotides long. RefSeq lists its product as uncharacterized. Bases 227 to 1654 code for a protein of 475 amino acids. The record is from RefSeq and is a predicted model, not a curated record. Gene Ontology annotation, molecular function: glycosyltransferase activity. NCBI's taxonomy places the organism in Eukaryota, Viridiplantae, Streptophyta, Magnoliopsida, Rosales, Cannabaceae. The transcript is spliced from 7 exons.
UUACUAGCGAUGGCGGUAACGACACCAAUCCAACAGUCCCCUCUACUCUACAAAAAAUGGUGAAGCUUGAUGGAUCUUCAUCACACUACUACUUGUUGCUGUAACAGAUCGGAGAACCAGCAGUAUCCAAAGAUAUCUGACAAGGUGUUAAUGGUUAUGGAUUCGUAGUAACUGAUGAGCUAAGAGCCAAGCAAGAGAGAGAGAGAGAGAACUUGUUUGAAGAGUAAUGGCUAAGCAUACUAGUAGUAAUGGUCAUAAUGCCUGGAUGGGGAUCCAGAAGAAGAGGUGGGCGUUGAUGAUUCUAGCGUUGUUUUCUCUUUCGACGGCGAUGGUGUUCCUCAUGAGAACGGCGUUCGAUUCAUGCAGCGGCCCCAAGGUCGGCAAUGGUUUUGGAAGUCCUGGAAUGGUAGAAGAGAGAGAAACUGUGGUUCACUCAGAACCAAAUCCACUGGAUUUCAUGAAAUCGAAGCUCGUUCUUUUGGUUUCUCAUGAGCUUUCUCUCUCCGGAGGGCCAUUGUUGCUGAUGGAAUUGGCGUUUCUGUUAAGAAAAGUUGGAGCAGAAGUUGUUUGGAUUACUAAUCAGAAACAGGGGGAAUCUGAUGAUGUGAUUUACAGUCUCGAGCGGAAGAUGCUUGACAGAGGAGUACAGGUCUUCUCUGCAAAGGGUCAAAAAGCUAUAGACACAGCUCUUAAAGCGGAUAUAGUUGUUCUAAACACAGCUGUUGCUGGGAAAUGGCUGGAUUCGGUUCUAAAGGAAAAUGUUCAUCACGUUCUUCCAAAGGUUUUGUGGUGGAUUCAUGAGAUGCGAGGGCAUUAUUUCAAAGUGGAGUAUGUUAAGCAUCUCCCUUCUGUUGCAGGUGCCAUGAUUGAUUCACAUGCAACUGCAGAAUACUGGAAAAACAGAACCAGGGAACGAUUGGGAAUUGCAAUGCCUAAAACCUAUGUUGUACACUUGGGGAAUAGCAAAGAGCUAAUGGAAGUUGCUGAAGAUAGCGUGUCUAGAAGAGUUCUUCGUGAGCACAUUCGAGAGUCUAUCGGAGUGCGGAGUGACGAUCUACUCUUUGCCAUCAUAAAUAGUGUUUCACGAGGAAAAGGACAGGAUCUAUUUCUUCGGGCAUUUUAUGAAAGUUUGCAAGUGAUUAAAGAGAAAAAAUUGCAGGUGCCAACGAUGCAUGCUGUUGUAGUGGGAAGUGACAUGAAUGCUCAAACGAAGUUCGAAACAGAACUACGUACAUUUGUGUUGGAGAAAAAUAUUCAGGACAGAGUUCACUUUGUAAAUAAAACCCUGACUGUCACUCCUUACCUGGCUGCAGUUGAUGUUCUUGUUCAGAACUCUCAGGCCCGGGGAGAGUGUUUUGGAAGAAUAACCAUUGAAGCAAUGGCCUUUCAGCUGCCUGUAUUGGGAACGGGAGCUGGGGGAACUAUGGAGAUUGUAGAGAAUGGGACAACAGGGAUCUUGCAUCCUGCUGGUAAAGAAGGUGUGACUCCACUUGCCCGAAACAUUGUGAAGAUGGCCACGCAUAUAGAGAGAAGGCUGACGAUGGGCAAUCAAGGGUAUGAGAGGGUGAAGGAGAGGUUCUUGGAACCCCACAUGUCACAUAGAAUUGCUUUUGUUUUGAAAGACAUUUUGCGCAACUCAAAAGCCAGUCACUAGUUCUUAAUUCUCCCACUAUCAAGCUGGAACUAAAAGUAGUAGCACUAUCUGCAAGUAAGGAGGCAAUUCAUAGUCUCUUUUUUUAUAUGAAUUAUUUUUGUAUCAUAAUAAAGAUAAGAUAUAGCGAGGAAAUUUGGUAAAUGUAAAAUGAGUAGUAGUGCGAAUGUAAGUCAUCUACCCUCUUUUUUAAUAGGAUGAUGUAUUGUAAGGUAAGGUGAUAUUGAGGUUUAAAGAAACGUACUUAGAUUUUUCGCU